This is a messenger RNA of Penaeus vannamei (Pacific white shrimp), 1131 nucleotides long. Lineage: Eukaryota; Metazoa; Arthropoda; Malacostraca; Decapoda; Penaeidae. The record is from RefSeq and is a predicted model, not a curated record.
AUGUUGCAACUGCUCAGAUGUUUGCAACUCCUCAGCAACUGCUCAAGAUGGUUGCAAUCAGAUGGUUGCAACUCCUCAGAUGGUUGCAACUGCUCAGAUGGUUGCAACUCCUCAGAUUGUUGCAAGUGCUCAGAUGGUUGCAACUCCUUAGAUGGUUGCAAAUGCUCAAAUGGUUGCAACUCCUCAGAUGGAUGCAACUCCUCAGAUGGUUGCAACUGCUCAGAUGGUUGCAACUCCUCAGAUUGUUGCAAGUGCUCAGAUGGUUGCAACUCCUUAGAUGGUUGCAAAUGCUCAAAUGGUUGCAACUCCUCAGAUGGAUGCAACUGCUCAAUGGUUGCAAUGCUCAUUGCAACCCUCAGAUUGUUGCAAGUGCUCAGAUGGUUGCAACUCCUCAGAUGGUUGCAACUCCUCAGAUGGUUGCAACUGCUCAUAUGCAACUCAGAUGUUGCAACUGAGGAUGCAACUGCAACUGCUCAGAUGGUUGCAACUCCUCAGAUUGUGCAGCUCAGAUGUUGCAACUCCUUAGCAAAUGCUCAAAUGGUUGCAACUCCUCAGAUGGAUGCAACUCCUCAGAUGGUUGCAACUGCUCAGAUGGUUGCAACUCCUCAGAUUGUUGCAAGUGCUCAGAUGAUGGCAACUGUUCAAUGCAACUGCUCAGAUGGUUGCAACUCCUCAGAUGUUGCAACUGCUCAGAUGGUUGCAACUCAGAUGGUUGCAACUCCUCAGAUGUUGUUGGUUGCAACUCUGGAGAUGGUUGCAACUCCUUGGCAACUGCUUGUUGCAAACAGAUGGCAACUGCUCAGAUGGUUGCAACUCCUCAGCAACUCAAUGGUUGCAACUCCUCAUGGAACUGCAACUUGCAACUCUCAGAUGGUUGCAAUCAGCAACAACUCCUUAGAUGGUUGCAAAUGCUCAAAUGGUUGCAACUCCUCAGAUGGAUGCAACUCCUCAGAUGGUUGCAACUGCUCAGAUGGUUGCAACUCCUCAGAUUGUUGCAAGUGCUCAGAUGGUUGCAACUCCUUAGAUGGUUGCAAAUGCUCAAAUGGUUGCAACUCCUCAGAUGGAUGCAACUGCUCAGAUGGUUGCAACUGCUCAGAUAGUUGCAACCGUUUCAUUAAUUUUCUUUUGUGA